This is a messenger RNA of Camelina sativa (false flax), 1382 nucleotides long. Its product is annotated as putative transcription factor At1g44810. Lineage: Eukaryota; Viridiplantae; Streptophyta; Magnoliopsida; Brassicales; Brassicaceae. Gene Ontology annotation, cellular component: nucleus. Gene Ontology annotation, biological process: regulation of DNA-templated transcription. The record is from RefSeq and is a predicted model, not a curated record.
ACAAAAAAAAAAAAAAAACCCUAAAGCUCUCAGCCUCUCAGUAACGCUUCAGCAGUCUCUCCGAGAAUUUGGAAAACUCCGAUGGCGAAGAAGGUUCUCAACCCUUUGGAAGAUCCACCAACCGCUUCUUCAAGCGGCGACGAAGAAGUCGAGACCUCAUCUGGCGAAGAAGAUGUAAAACAGACCUCUGAUUCCUCCUUUGAAGAAGACGAUCCCAAAGAUCCCGCCACCUCUAAAACCCUUAAAACUACCCCAGCCAAUGCUCCAAGUACCGAGUCUGAGGGUUCUGAGUCCGAAUCUGAACCAUCACCAGAGAAGCCUGUCGCCGUUGUCACAAGACUCACAACCAAGCCCAAGAAGAAGGAAGGUAACGAAUCUACUGCGCCGAAACCAGGGAAGAAGCGAGCGAGUGAAGCAGGAACGACUUCGAAGGACAUGCAUGUCAAAAAGGCCAAAAAAGCCAAGAAGGUUUCAGGAGAUGAUGAGAAAAAGCCUUUCCAGAGACUAUGGAGUGAAGAUGAUGAGAUCUCCCUGUUACAAGGGAUGAUUGAUUUUAAAGCUGAGAAAGGUACAAGUCCUUAUGAUGAUAUGAAUGGUUUUUUUGAUAUGGCCAAGAACAACAUUAGCUUUGAUGUUAGCAAAAUCCAAUUCGGUGACAAGAUUAGAUCUUUGAAAAAGAAGUAUUUUGCUAAACAGAAGAAGAAAGGUAGUUUAGAAUCGUCUCAUGAUAAGAAGUGUUUGGGGUUAGCUAAGUAUAUUUGGGUUUCUGAUGGUAUGGCUCUUGAAUCUGCUGUUAAGUUGGCUAAUGGAAAAUUGAAGAAAGUCGAGUCUUUGAAAUCUGGUGGUGAUGAUAAUGUUGGAGAAGAGAAGGAAGUGGUGAUUCCUAGAGGAGAUUCUGAGUCUUCGAAUUUGUUUGAGAAGUCUUUUCUGGUUCGGACUAUUGCGGGUCUUGGUGUGGAUGAGUUUUCUGUGAAAGAGAAGUGGAGUAAGGUGUCGGUGGAGACUAAGAAUAGAAUUGAAGAGAAGUUGAAGUUGGUGGAGGCCAAGGAAUAUGAGUUGUUGAGGUUGAAGAGUGACAUUUUGAAGGAGGUGGCCUAUGUGAUGACUCAAGGCAUAUAAGAAGAAGCAAGUUGGAUAUGUAUAGGUUUAGCGGUUUUAAUCGCAGGUUUAAUGGAGAUGAUGCAAUGCCUCUUUUUGUUAUCUAUCUACGUUUCUGUUUUAUAAGUCGUUUGGAUCCUUAUGUGAUGGUUUAAUUAAGAAGAAGAAGACAAAUUAGUUGUCUAAUUAGUCUUUUGGUCGACGAGCAAAGACUAUAUGUAAGCUUUGUAUAUUAACUCGUUUGUAAUGAGCGAAGACUAUAUAUAUGCUUUGCUUUGCCUUUU